CGCUUCUAGAAUGAAGCCACAAGUCAACUUGUUAUCCUAUUUCCUCGACGUCAAAACGGAACGUCAAACAGAGGGGCCAUGGAGACUACGUCAGUGUACAUGUGCUUCCCCUGCUACAAGGAGUUCAACACUCUGGAGGAAGUGCUCAAGCACCAGUUAACGUGCACAGCAGAGGAAGACCAGACAGACCCAUCUGGAACCACCCCUGUUAUUGUCCCAGUGCUCCAGACGCAGCCACAGCUAACACAGGAGACUGCAGUACCACAGAUCCAAGUCGAAUUAGAGUCGCCCCCUGAAGAGCCUGUUGAUAAUGCGGUCCAGGAGACAGUGGUCACCGUGCAGCCUGAGGUCAGUGAAGAGCAGGUGACAGACCAGCCCAGAAUCCUCUACCAGUGCGGGGACUGCGAGGAGCUCUUUAAGAGCCUGGACCUUUGGCAAAGUCACCGUAAAGAAGGCGCCUGUCUAAAGGUCGGCGUUGAAAGCCAGUUGCCUCCUGAGCCACAGUCUGAGCUUCAGAUGAAUUCGCUUUCCAUUUUACAAACCGAUGAGGCUAUCUCACAGGGUGAAGUUAGCAAUUGCACACCCGAACAAGCAGAGGGACUGAAAGUAAAGGAGGAACAGCUGCAAGAAGUUGGAGAGAGUUCUUCUACCCAGAAUUCAGACCCAACAGCACCUGAUGUGACACAGGAAGAAUCUCCCAGGAGGAGAGGGACAGCAAAAAAGCCCAAGCCUGAGCCUGUGCUCCUAUGUGUGGAUUGUGGCUCCUGCUUCGGCCUUGUGUCCGAGCUUGUGGCCCACCGCAAGACACACGGCUUCGAGGAGGCCCUUCACCACUGCACGGUGUGUGGAGAAAGCUUUCUCAAUACUACCCUCUUCCUCUACCACCGCAAGCAACACCGGCAGAAAGGCGAAGGAAGUGCGACGGUGGCGACGACCAGAGUGGAAAAUCUGUGCGAACAGAGCAGCGCGUCAGACGAGCAGGACCAAGGCGGAACUCCGUCUGCCUCGUCCGUACAGCAAGCAGAGUUGUUCCUCUGCAUCCAGUGCGGGGCGAGCUUCAAAGACGCGACCGAGCUGGCCACGCAUCGCAAGGGGAAGCACGACCUGCACACGCCGCUUCACAGUUGCUCUUACUGUGACCAGACCUUCAUGAACACAACCCAGUACCUGUACCAUCGCAGGCAACACCGCGUCAUGGAGUUUGGGCCCAUAGAUGAAGUGGACACGGGUGAUGAAAUGGCCACCUCUCAGGAUGCACCGCAGAGCUCAAAGCGUCCCCUUUCCUCACCUGUUGCUAAUCAGUUGGAUGCACCGUCUGCUAAGAGAAGCAGGCCGAUUUUCAGGAUUGUGAGCAAAGGAAACAAGGAUUUAGGCUUAAAGGAGGACAUGGAGGGUGCAGCUUUAGUGGCCUCAGACACCGCAAACCUCCCACCACCAGCCAAAUUGCUGCAGGACUGGUCCCGCACAGCUCUGCCCCAUGUGUGUCCGUACUGCGGAAAAACCUUCACUCGACGUGUCUUCCUGCGCACACACGUUUAUAGUCACACAGGAGAAAAGCUCUUCACUUGCAAGGUGUGUUCAAAGUCCUUCACCAACUCGCAGAGCCUGCUGCGUCACACCAUGAACCACUCUGGCAACAAGCCAUUCUGUUGCAAUGUGUGCGGCAAGAACUUCGCCCAGGCGGCAACCCUGAAGAGGCACCAACUCAUUCACACAUCGGAGCAGCCUCGCCGCAAGCGUGGACGCAAACCGGUGGUUGACGUGGACACCGACGGAGGAGAUGCUCCUUUCUCGUGCCCCCUCUGCCCUUCACAUUUCAAUACUGAGGAACAGCUGAAUCAUCACAAACUUCUCCACACCAGCCACCCAUUUCCAUGCCCAGAUUGUGGAGAAGCGUUCAGCCGCAGGAAGGACCUCGACCUGCACUCUCUCACUCAUCAAGACAAGCAGCCCGUCACCUGCCCUCACUGCUCAUCAGCGUUUAUAAACCAGGCUGUGCUGGACAUCCACCUGCAGCGCUGCCCGACCUCUGCGGAGGAGAGGAACACCGGACGUGGGCGGGGCCAGGGCAGAGGUCGCUCCACUGGACAGAUGGAGUGCGACCUGUGCGGCCACCGCUGCAUGACCCAGGAGAGCCUCGACCUCCACCGCCUGUCCCACACGGGCCAGACGCCGCUCAAAUGCCCGGUGAGGCCUUGCCGGCGCCGCUUCAUCUCCAACAAGGCGCUGGAGGAGCACGUGGUGGCCCACUUCCAAGGCAAGCUGGGGAAGUCCAAAAGCCAGGUCCGCUUUGAGUGUCAGAUUUGCCAGAAGGGGUUCGCCUACAACUCCACCUUCCAGGUUCACAUGAGGACCCAUACGAACGAGAGGCCCUUCGAGUGCACCACCUGUGGCAAAAGCUUCCGCCAGCUGCCCCACCUGCAGGACCACGAGCGCAUCCACAGCGGUGUCCGGCCUUUCUGCUGCUGGAUCUGCGGCAAGAGCUUCAGUGUGGCUGCCCGCCUCACCGAGCACGCCCGCACCCACAGCGGCGAGAAGCCCUACGCCUGCCCGCACUGCCCUGCCGCCUUCCGCUCCCGCUCCAACCUGGACAAGCACAUCCGCCAGCAUGGCGACCUCCCGGCGGAGGCCGCGGAGCAGCUGGCCAACGCCACCCAGCAGGCGCAGGUCCAGAAGGUUUUGGAGGGGGCCAAAGUGCUCUCUUCCAUGGCUACCACCGGAGUGGAGGUGGACAGCGGCAGCGUGCAGACGAUAUAUGUGCUGCAGGCGAGCGAGGGGGGCGGCGAGGCGAUCAUGAUACCGGCCGAGGAGCUCAGCGGUAUAGAGGGAGCGUCGCAGAUGGUCAUCCUGCCUUCGUCGAUGCUGGGGACGCAGGGCAUCAGCCUGCCCACCAUCACCAUGGACGGCGGCGAGAUCACCAUGGUGGAAGCUACACAGUCCCCGCAGCACGCCAUCGAGUUCAUCGUGGAGGAGACGAUAUGAGCGCAGGUGGUGUGAAAGAAAUCUCUGGCCUUUGCAUUUUAAAACCCAAACGUGUUUGGAUUGCAGCUUUACACAUCAUGAAGUUAAACAUCAGAGUCCAAUUGUACAGACAUGCUUUCACGAGGGAAGACCACCUCAUAAAGUGUCCCCUGUUUUCCUUCCAAUAAAACUCCUCAGCAGCUCCUCAGGAGCCUUUACUGCUGUCACUUGCCUCUUCUGGCUAACCACUGUGGAGAGAAAUAGCACCCAGCUCAACGGCAGUCCAAGUCAGAGAGCAUCUUCCAUCACCCCCCUUACUGUCACUUGCUAGCGGAGGAGUGUGUGAAGUAGUGUGUACCGUAUAGAUCAGCAGUCAUUUGGCGGACAUUGUUAUUGAUUGUUUUUGUCCUCUAAUUAAAUAAAUUCUAUUAUUAUAAAACCAUGCAUGCUACACUUGUGAUGAUUUGUGCUACAUAAUGCAGU
Messenger RNA from Dunckerocampus dactyliophorus (ringed pipefish), 3444 nucleotides. RefSeq names its product zinc finger protein 574 (gene znf574). The record is from RefSeq and is a predicted model, not a curated record. Gene Ontology annotation, cellular component: nucleus. Gene Ontology annotation, molecular function: DNA-binding transcription factor activity, RNA polymerase II-specific; RNA polymerase II transcription regulatory region sequence-specific DNA binding. Bases 79 to 2982 code for a protein of 967 amino acids. Lineage: Eukaryota; Metazoa; Chordata; Actinopteri; Syngnathiformes; Syngnathidae. Gene Ontology annotation, biological process: regulation of transcription by RNA polymerase II. The transcript is spliced from 10 exons.